AUGCCUCAAGAGCGACCGAGCCGUUCCAGAAAGGAGAGCCAGGUCUACAGAAGUGAUAGGCGCAGCCUUUCUACAGCUGCCAGCGAGCGUCUACCAUUAAUCGAAGCUCGUCGCAAGGAGCAGCUCUUGAAAUUGCAGAGCCUGCAGAUCCAAAUCGCUAAAGUUGAGCAGGAGAUUGCAGAGGGCAUGCGCGAAGAGCAGAACCUAAAGCAAGACCUCGUUUCUGACGACUCGGAUCGUGACGAGAGUCAUGCAGCUCCCCGGACGGCGCCUUUUAGUGCCAACGGCUCCCCCGAGGGAUCCAGCGUCAACUAUGGCAACACGUCGGCGAAAGCCCCGAAGCUCGACACGGCUCAGAAAUCUCAGGAAUCCACUGAUUCCGAAGAUGAGAACAGUGCUGCUGGACGCGUCGAAGCUCCACUUGCGAUAACCGCAGGCCAGGCUGCCGUGACCCUCAAUAAAUCCAGCAUACCUAGUGCGCAACUCGAGCACGACGACGUGGUUAUGGAAGAAGCGGAAGACUGCACCGGCAUGGAUUCGGAGGAAGGGUCCGAUGACUACGAGCCGCCCGAUGCCGAACCAUCCUCGUCUCAAGAGUUCGCAUCGCCCUCAUUGCAAAUUGCGUCUGCCAACGAGAAGCAUGCCUUCCCACAAUUGGCCGAAGAUGCCGCGGAAGCCGUCCCAACCCCGGCAGCAAGUGCGCAGGAGAUCUCGGCAGAUCAAACACAGCCUGCGCCCGAGAUAAUACGAGGAGAAAAGGGCGAUCAACCAAGCGAAUCUCGACGCGAGUAUGAACUGCCGGAAAGGGCCUUUCAGCGAAGCCAGGGCUCGAUCUUGGUGUCCCCCCAACCCCGAUUUGUACCCUACGAGACGCCGCUGCAGUACUUUCGUGCGUUUCGGUUCCAUCCCGAGUUCAGCAAGUAUGUGACCGGAGGGCUCCGAUCCCUGACGUACAGCAACAAAAUCGAUGUACGGAAGGAAGUGUGUCCCGACGAGCUGGCGGGGCAGGCGUGUCCUAGGGGCGGCCAAUGCGAAUACCAGCACUUUGGAAACAUGAAGGCCCCGGAUGAACAGAUCUUGCUCCAGCUCGGAGCAGCGGGUAACUACCAAGCUGAGCAGAAGCAGGAGUACAUCGCCGGACUUCGACAGCUGCUCACGGAUUUCCGCAAUCGCAAGGUGAAGGACUUUGAUACGAUCAGCCGGGGAAUCGUCGACUACCGCGCCCAGUUCCUCAAGGACAGGUCCAAGAUUCUCCCCCUCAGCGGCGUCACCAUUUGA
Molecule: messenger RNA, 1278 nt
Organism: Hirsutella rhossiliensis
Lineage: Eukaryota; Fungi; Ascomycota; Sordariomycetes; Hypocreales; Ophiocordycipitaceae
Product: Zinc finger domain-containing protein, CCCH-type
Exons: 2
Coding region: 1-1278 (425 amino acids)
Molecular function (GO): metal ion binding
Source: RefSeq, a predicted model, not a curated record